CAAUGAAAUUUCAGCUGGGAAUCGGAGAAAAGUUAGUUGUCAUCAUUUUGAAUGUUUGUCGUAGAUUUUUAUCAUUCGUGCCAGUGUUCUUGCCGUUUGAUGUUCUCUCUUGCAUAAAAGACAAAUUUGCAUAACUACGAUAAUGUCAUCAGAAGCGAAGAAUUUUCCGGUGCUGAAAAAUGAUAGACUAUUGAGAGCAGCUCGCGGGGAGCCCGUUGAUAAAGUGCCGGUAUGGGUCAUGAGACAAGCUGGCCGAUAUUUGCCGGAAUUUCAGGAAGUGCGUGCGAAACACGAUUUCUUUGAAGUUUGCCGGACUCCCGAACUUGCUUGUGAAGUGACGAUGCAGCCGCUGCUACGAUUCGAUCUGGAUGCCUCGAUAAUUUUUUCGGACAUUUUAGUGAUUCCUCAAGCUCUCGGGAUGACCGUGGAAAUGCGACCGGGAGAGGGUCCCAAGUUUCCGGAACCAUUGGUUGACCCGAAAGAUCUGUCCAAAUUACAAGUGGAAAAUGCAGUGUCACGAUUAACAUAUGUCGGUGAUGCCAUUUCAAUGAUGCGACGAAAUUUGGAUGGAAAAGUGCCUUUGAUUGGAUUUACAGGAGCGCCGUGGACAUUAAUGGGCUACAUGAUCGAAGGUGGUGGUAGCAAGACGAUGUCAAAGGCGAUUUAUUGGUUGGAGAAUUAUGCAGAUGACAGCAAAAAACUUCUGGAAACAUUGACCUCUGUGAUUGUGGACUACUUCGAGAUGCAGGUGAAAGCCGGAGCACAAAUGCUGCAGGUGUUUGAAUCCAGUGCUGAUUUCAUCACCAAAGAGCAAUUCGCGCUAGUGUCGUUACCAUACUGUAAACAGAUUCGCGAUAAACUGCACGACAGACUAUCGAGCCAAGGAAUAGACCCGGUGCCAAUGGUGAUGUAUGCCAAAGGAGGUGGACAUUCGCUGAAAGAACAAUCACAGCUGGGCUAUGAAGUUAUCGGAUUGGAUUGGACUGUUGAUCCGACUGAGGCGAGAAGCAUCGUGGGACCAAACAUUACGUUACAGGGAAACUUAGAUCCACAGGACUUGUACAAGACACAGGAUGAACUGAAAGAACUGACUCUGGCUAUGGUGAGGAAAUUCGGUAAAGAUCGUUAUAUUGCUAACUUAGGUCAUGGCAUCACACCGUUGACACCCAUUGAGAGUAUGACUACAUUCGUCAAUACAGUGCACAGUGCGUUCGAAUAAUUUUGUUUGCGAGGCGCACUAACUCCUAAUAAUUUUUUAGUUUGUUGGUGGGGGUGACGGUCAGACGAUGGCUAUGCUACUUUUUUUUGUUAAAUCGUAUUUAAAUAAUUUUAGAAUUUUUCUAAGAAAAAAUUAGAGUUUUAAAUCACGUUGAGCAAUAAAUUUAGAAUUUUAAAUUGAAA
Molecule: messenger RNA, 1401 nt
Organism: Bradysia coprophila
Lineage: Eukaryota; Metazoa; Arthropoda; Insecta; Diptera; Sciaridae
Gene: Urod
Product: uroporphyrinogen decarboxylase
Biological process (GO): heme biosynthetic process
Cellular component (GO): cytosol
Molecular function (GO): uroporphyrinogen decarboxylase activity
Source: RefSeq, a predicted model, not a curated record